This is a messenger RNA of Coregonus clupeaformis (lake whitefish), 707 nucleotides long. RefSeq lists its product as uncharacterized. Bases 93 to 707 code for a protein of 204 amino acids. The transcript has 6 exons. The record is from RefSeq and is a predicted model, not a curated record. NCBI's taxonomy places the organism in Eukaryota, Metazoa, Chordata, Actinopteri, Salmoniformes, Salmonidae.
GAGGCGCAGGAGGAGAAGAGAGUGGAAUCCUCAGUGUGCUGAACCACACUCUCUCCUUCAACCCUCUGGAGCCACAACUAGACACCACCAACAUGACAGCAGGACUUGAGGAGUUGUGUGACAGAGGGGGAGAUCUGAGGGGAUGGGUGUCAGAGGAGGAUGAGGGAGAAAGACUGAGAGCUGGAAGUGGAGAGAGGCAACAGUGGGCGGAGAGGGGUUCCAGCCUCAACUCUGACCCCAGACCUAACUCUGACCCCAGCCCCAGCCCUAACUUUGACCCCGAAAGGAGGAGUGAACUACAGUACUAUGUCUCCAUGUUAUUAGAUCGUUCUCCAGGAGAGCCCGUGGAGAGUCCAGCUCAGGACAACACAGGUCUGGGGUCGUCGUGGGACAGUGUGAAGUCUCAGCCUCACGCCCCUCUGGACACCCCCUCCUCCCCUGGAGACAAAACCAGACACCCCACACACACUCCAGCUAACACAGGUCUGGUGUCAGCCCAGCUCAGGUCUCUCCUGGCGCAGUUCCCAUCCCAGCCUGACAGGGAAGCGCUCUCUCUGCAGUUGCUGUCUAUGCUGACCCAUGGGUCUGAUGGUGAGUGUGAAGAGAAGCCGAGCCGCCUGAAGAAGAUAGACCCACUCCUCCGGAACUCUGGGGUGUCCCGGGUAGCUAGUCAGGGGUCUGGGGUGAGGGUCAGGUGCCGGGUAUGA